GGCAUCUUGUUGAAUCCAUCAUCUUUGCUUCAACCUUGCUCUAGUUCUCGAGCACGCGCAGUCAAGAGAAGGUGUGCGCGCGUAGUCUGUCAGUUCGCGAGACGGUCAUGGCCUUCAUCACGCGCCAGUUCAUUAGAUCUCUAUCAUCCUCCGCUGCUCGACAUGCAGCGAUUAAACAUGUCACCAUUAUCGGAGGAGGACUGAUGGGUGCAGGCAUUGCACAGGUUGCUGCAAGCACAGGGCAUUCGGUAGUGUUGGUGGACACGUCUGAAGACAUACUGAAGAAGUCCAUCAAAGGCAUCGAAACUAGUUUGAAGAGAGUGGCGAAAAAGAAGUUUGCCGAAAAACCAGAGGAUGGGGAAGCAUUCGUACAGAAAGUGGUCAAGAACAUCGCCAUAGCGACAGAUGCUGCGUCUGUAGUUAAGGGCACUGACCUCGUGGUGGAGGCUAUCGUGGAAAACCUCAAAAUUAAACAAAAUAUUUUUGGAUCUCUGGACAAGGUGGCUCCAGAGCAUACAAUCUUUGCAAGCAACACGUCUUCCCUGCCCAUCGCAGACAUUGCCAGCUCCACCGCCAGAUUAGAUCGCUUUGGUGGUCUUCAUUUUUUCAACCCUGUCCCAAUGAUGAAGCUGGUGGAGGUGAUCAAGACCCCGUCAACAAGCCAACAGACAUUCGACACACUUCUUGACUUCAGCAAAGCUUUGGGGAAACAUCCUGUAUCGUGUAAAGACACUCCUGGAUUUAUAGUGAAUCGCCUGCUGGUUCCAUACAUGAUGGAGGCCAUUCGAUUACAUGAGAGAGGUCACGGAUCAAAAGAAGACAUCGAUGUGGCUAUGAAGCUCGGCGCUGGUUAUCCAAUGGGUCCUUUUGAGCUACUGGAUUAUGUGGGAUUGGACACUUCAAAGUUUAUUAUUGACGGUUGGCAUGCGAUGGAUCCCGAUAACCCACUGUUCAGCCCCAGCCCCUUGCUCAACAAACUGGUGUCGGAAGGCAAGCUGGGCAAGAAAACCGGGGAGGGUUUUUAUAAAUACAAAUAAGAGAAGUGAAGAUCGUUCUGGUGGUCUUCAACAAAAAAACGUAUCAACUGUAUCAUCCUGCGGCUUGCAUGAAGCUACUGCUUGUGAAACAGUACUUGGACACACUACAGUACACCUAGUGCCUUGCUAUGGUUGUUAAAGACUUCCCAUUUAUUUUGAAUGUUUAAGAAAUGACUGUGGCAUUAAAAGGUUUGAGAUUCUUCCUAA
Misgurnus anguillicaudatus (oriental weatherfish) is the source of this 1244-nucleotide messenger RNA. The record is from RefSeq and is a predicted model, not a curated record. NCBI's taxonomy places the organism in Eukaryota, Metazoa, Chordata, Actinopteri, Cypriniformes, Cobitidae.